AUGCCAGGCCUAAAUCCAGGUACUCCAAGCGUUAGGCUGGCGACGCCAGGCCUGGCGCCAGGGUCACCUGAUGAAGCAUCGAAAAUAAACCUUAUCCCUAGUGCAACUGGAAAGAUUUUGGCCUAUGUAGAUGAUGUUUCGGUGUAUGCAUUGGAGAACAAACUUGAUGAUAAUGUGAAGGUUAGGGAUGAUACAAACAUGUUUCCAACUAUUGAAGUUAAACAUCUAAUCAAAACUGGAUCAGAUCAUGCACCAUUGUUAAUGACAUAUAGGGAGCAGACCACCAAUUUUGUCAAGCCUUUCAGGUUCUUGAACUUUUGGACUAAACAUGCUACAUUUAUGGAUGUGGUGAGGCAGAAUUGGGAAGUUGAUUUCAUAAGGGAUCCGAUUUUUAUGUUCAAGCAGAAGCUCAAGAGGGUAAAGGCAGCACUGUCAAAAUGGAGCAGGGAAACAUUUGGUGAUAUCUUCAAGCAGUUGGCUAUUUUGGAAGACAUUGUUAGGGUAAAAGAGAUGUUGUUUGAAGAAAAUCCUACUAUUGAGAGAAGGAUUGUGCUUCAAAAGGCUCAAUCUGAAUUGAAGAAAUACUUGAGUAUAGAGGAGCAGUAUUGGAAGCAAAAAAGCUGGGAUGACUUGGUAAAGCCAGCUAAGGUGGUGAUCAAGCUUGAUAUGGCUAAGGCCUAUGAUAGGGUUUCAUGGAAGUACUUAUUGCAUGUACUAAGGAAGAUGGGAUUUUCUGAGCACUUCAUCAAUAUGGUAUGGAACUUGGUGUCAAAUAACUGGUCUUUGAAUAAGUUAUUUGAAGAUAGGUCAUUUGUGGGAUUUGGAAUGCCUAAGUGGUUUGAUCCUUUGAACCACUUGGCAUAUGCUGAUGAUACUAUAAUAUUUGCUUCUGCUCAUCCUCCAUCCUUGAGGAAGAUUAUGGCAGUGUUGGGAAACUAUGAUAAGAUAUCAUGCCAGAUUAUCAAUAAAGAUAAGAGUUCAUACUACAUGUAUUCAAAGGUUCCUAAUGGAUUGUGUCAGGCGGUUGGAACUAUUACAGGAUUUGCAAGAGGUAAAUUCCCCUUCACAUAUCUAGGGUGUCCUAUUUUCUACACUAUAAGGAUGAAGGAAUAUUAUGAGGAUCUUAUCAAGAAAAUAAAGGCUAAAUUGCAUUCAUGGAAAGAAAAGUUGUUGUCAUUUGGAGGAAAGGCAACAUUCAUUUCUAGUGUGUUGCAAAGUAUGCCAGUCCAUAUGUUAUCAGUCCUGCAGAGACCAAAAAAUGUCCUAGAGCAUCUUCAUAAGAUUUUUGCUAGGUUCUUUUGGAGCACAAAGGAAGAAGGGAGAAGCAGAUAUUGGGCCUCAUGGAAAAAUCUUUGCCUUCCUAAAGAGGAAGGGGGCCUAUGUUUUAGGUCCUUACAUGAUGUAUCGAGGGCAUUGUUUGCUAAACUAUGGUGGAGGUUUAGAACCACAAAAUCUUUGUGGUCUAAUUUCAUGUGGAAUAAGUAUUGCAAGAAGGAGAUACCAAUGGUGGUGCAGUUUAGACAGGGGUCUCAUGUUUGGAGACAAAUGUUAAAUGCUAGGGAAGAAGUAGAACAUGAGAUCCUAUGGGAAUUGAAUAGUGGAAAAACUAAUAUUUGGCAUGAAAAUUGGACUAGAUUGGGUGCACUUUAUCACGUAUUACCUGAAGACUUUCCGAUCAAUGAAGAUCUUUAA
This is a messenger RNA of Nicotiana tabacum (common tobacco), 1692 nucleotides long. Lineage: Eukaryota; Viridiplantae; Streptophyta; Magnoliopsida; Solanales; Solanaceae. The record is from RefSeq and is a predicted model, not a curated record.